Messenger RNA from Salpingoeca rosetta, 837 nucleotides. RefSeq names its product ribosomal protein L21. The record is from RefSeq and is a predicted model, not a curated record. Gene Ontology annotation, molecular function: structural constituent of ribosome. The coding region runs from base 91 to 567 and encodes 158 amino acids. Gene Ontology annotation, cellular component: cytosolic large ribosomal subunit; ribosome. Gene Ontology annotation, biological process: translation. NCBI's taxonomy places the organism in Eukaryota, Choanoflagellata, Craspedida, Salpingoecidae. The transcript has 4 exons.
GGUGCGCACAGACCAUCACAUGCCUUUUUCUUUGCGUGGCUCUCCCCCCAUCUCGUCUUCUCCGACCACCAACCACCACCACAGCCAAGCAUGACGAACACAACGGGUCUGCGUCGUGGCACGCGCUACAUGUUUGCCCGCCCCUUCCGCGGGCAUGGCGCUGUCGGUCUCAAGACAUACGGUGCCGUGUACAAGGUUGGCCAGUACGUUGACAUCAAGGGCAACGGUGCCUACUCUGUCGGCCUCCCCCACAAGUCGUACCACGGCAAGACUGGCCGCGUCUACAACGUUGGCAAGCGCGCCCUUGGUAUCGUCGUCAACAAGCGCAUCAAGAACCGCUACGUGCAGAAGAAGAUCAACGUGCGCAUCGAGCACGUCAAGCACUCCAAGUGCCGUGACGACUUCCUCCGCCGCCGCGCCAGCAACGACAAGCUCCGCGCCGAGGCCCGCGCCGCUGGAAAGCGCAUCAGCCUGAAGCGCAAGCCCGCUGGUCCCCGCCCUGCCCACUUUGUCAAGGACACUGGUGCUCAGGAGCUGAGGCCCCUUAAGUACGAGUUCCUUGCGUAAGCGACACGUUGCUCUUCGUUUUGUCAAUGGUGAUGAUGAUGAUGAUGUGGGAGAUGAAGCAAGUGUUCGCCGGAGUCAUGGAAGUGGAGAAGUGGUGCGCCUUGCAUGUGCUGUCCUGGCCUUCUUCUUCCUUCUUCCUUCCUGCGUGUGUGUGUGUGUGUGCACUUUGGUGCUUCCGUAUAUGUGCUCCGCACACAUCCGAGUACACACGAUGCUCUCAGGCACACGGUUUCUCUCGAAAGCUGGGUGGAGGUGGGAACAGCAAGAGAA